Fusarium pseudograminearum CS3096 is the source of this 1782-nucleotide messenger RNA. RefSeq lists its product as uncharacterized. Gene Ontology annotation, biological process: circadian regulation of gene expression; entrainment of circadian clock by photoperiod. Bases 1 to 1782 code for a protein of 593 amino acids. NCBI's taxonomy places the organism in Eukaryota, Fungi, Ascomycota, Sordariomycetes, Hypocreales, Nectriaceae. The transcript has 3 exons. Gene Ontology annotation, cellular component: cytoplasm; nucleus. Gene Ontology annotation, molecular function: DNA binding; FAD binding. The record is from RefSeq and is a predicted model, not a curated record.
AUGCCCUCCAAGCGACUCAAGCGCGAGUCCUCGUCUCCCUCAGCAGCCGGUACCGCUAAAAAGGCAAAGACCCCCAAGACGAACGGUUCCGGCUCAUCAGAUGCUUUGCGCCGACCACAUCACAAAGCCCAGGAGGCCGAAGAGAACGGGAUCGCAAUCCGAAAAUUCUAUCCGGCAGAAAUGAGCAAUGCGCGAGCUCGCGCCUACAACGACAACGAAAUUCCCCGCCCGAUUGAGGUCCUGGUUGAUGCUCUCGAGGUCACGGCAAAGGAGCGCAAAAGUAUCGAUGUCAAGGAUGCCGUUGUUCACUGGUUCAAAAUGGAUUUGAGAAUAUCAGACAACAGAGCCUUGGCUCUGGCGAGUGACAAGGCGAAAGAAGCGGGAGUUCCAUUGAUUGCUCUGUACAUCAUCAGCCCACAAGACUACGAGGCCCAUGUGAGAGCCCCGGUGCGAAUCGACUUUAUGUUACGGACACUUUCAGUUAUCAAGGAAGACCUCGCGAAGCUCGAUAUCCCGCUGUAUGUAGAGACAGUCGAGAAGAGGAAGCAUCUCCCCGAUCGAAUACUGGAGCUCAUGGAUGAAUGGGGCGCAAGUCAUUUGUAUGCCAACAUGGAGUACGAGGUUGAUGAACUGCGAAGAGAGGCCGCGAUGAUCAAGGAUUUUGCAGAAAAUGGCAAAGCAUUCGAAGUCGUCCACGACACCUGCAUUGUCCCUCCAGGGGAGCUUCAUACUGGUGCUGGAAAACAAUAUGCAGUCUAUACUCCAUGGUUAAAGACAUGGAUUGCUCAUAUCCACGAGAAUCUCGACCUAUUGGAGCUGUAUGAGCCGCCUGAGAAGAACCCGGACAGCGCGCGCAAGAAGUUCAAAAAGCUGUUUAACGUUGAAAUUCCUGAAGCACCCAAGAGCAAACGACUUGGCGACGGGGAGAAGGAGCGCUUACGCUCGCUGUGGCCAUGCGGAGAGCAUGAGGCAAAGAAGCGCCUAGGCAAAUUUUGCGAAGAGAGGAUUGGGAACUACCAUGAGAAGAGGAACAUACCAGCUGAUGCAGCCACUUCCUCACUAUCGGUCCAUCUAGCGUCUGGGACAAUCAGUGCGAGAACGUGUGUGCGAACCGCGCGUGACAGGAACAAGACCAAGAAAUUGAAUGGAGGCAACGAUGGUAUCCAGACAUGGAUUAGCGAAGUUGCAUGGCGAGACUUUUACAAGCAUGUUCUUGUCAACUGGCCCUAUGUCUGUAUGAACAAGCCUUUUAAGCCGGAAUACUCAAACAUAUCGUGGUCAUAUGAUAACGACCACUUUGCGGCGUGGUGCGAGGGCCGGACAGGCUUCCCGAUUGUUGAUGCCGCUAUGCGACAGAUGAAUACGAUAGGUUAUAUGCACAACCGAUGCCGCAUGAUCGUCGCUUCAUUUCUCGCAAAGGACCUUUUGUUAGAUUGGCGAAAAGGCGAGAAAUACUUUAUGGAGCAUCUCGUUGACGGCGACUUUGCCUCGAACAACGGCGGCUGGGGUUUCAGUGCCAGCGUCGGUGUCGACCCUCAACCAUACUUCCGUAUCUUCAAUCCUUUGCUACAGAGCGAGAAGUUUGAUCCCGACGGCGAUUACAUCCGCAAGUGGGUCCCUGAGCUGAAAGACCUUGACAGUAAGGCGAUUCAUGAUCCGUAUAAUCGAAAGGCCGGUCCUCAAGCCAAGAAGAAGGGAUACCCUGCACCUAUCGUCACACACAAGGAUUGUCGGGAGCGAGCAUUGGCGGCCUACAAAGAGGGACUCGCUAUUGAUGAGUAA